UACAACACACCACCGCAAGCAGGCCGUGGCGCUGCCAACUUGAACCCCCCGUCUUCUCUGUCUCGGUCACCAGCUGAAGGGCCAUUACCAGCCUCGGUCCACCAUGGCAACCUUUACCAAGAUCCACGAGAGCGAAACGCCCUCCAUCUCCGUCCACCCCUCCAACACGGUCGCCAAGGUCAACGACAAUCUGUAUGGUGGUUUUACCGAGCACAUGGGCCGCUGCAUCUAUGGCGGCAUCUACGACCCCGGCAACCCUCUGUCAGACGAACGAGGUUUCCGCAAAGACGUGAUCGAGGCAUUCAAGGAGCUCAAAGUGCCUGUAGUGCGCUAUCCUGGCGGCAACUUUGUGGCCACUUACCAUUGGCUUGAUGGCGUUGGACCAAAGGAGAAUAGGCCCAAGAGGCCUGAGCUUGCAUGGAUCGGCAUUGAGCCCAACACGUUCGGAACUGAUGAAUUCAUGCAAUGGUGUGAAGAAGUCGGCACCGAGCCUUACCUUUGCUUGAACUUUGGUACCGGAACCCUUGAUGAAGCUCUGGGAUGGCUUGAGUACUGCAACUCGGACCGAGAUACCUACUACGCCAAUCUCCGUCGCAAGAAUGGCCGUGAAAAGCCUUACAAUGUCAAAUACUGGGCUCUCGGAAACGAGUGCUGGGGCCCGUGGCAAGUCGAGCAAAUGACCAAAGAGGACUACGCCAAGAAGGCUUACCAAUGGGCCAAGGCAUUGAAGCUACUCGACCCAAACAUCACCACUAUUUUGUGCGGAGAGACCGGUUACUCGUCCUGGGACUAUUAUGUGCUGAACCAAUGCGUAAAGUGGGACGUCCACGGCCUUAGCGGCGACACAACAAAAAGCCUAAUUGACAUGCACUCGAUCCACAUCUACACGGCAGACAAGGAUCAUCUUCCCAAUGCCACCGCACCCAGGGCAGCCGAGCGCGCGGUACAAAUGGCAGCCAGCCUGAUUGACCUUGCACGCAUCGAGAACAAGGUUCCCGUGACGGUGCCCAGGCAAACCAUCUGCUUCGAUGAAUGGAAUGUCUGGGACUCCAUGCGUGCACCUGGCGAACUUGGCGCAGAGGAAAAAUACACGCUCUCUGAUGCCCUCGCCGUCGCCAACUUCCUCAACGGCUUCAUCCGCCAAGCAAAAGACGUGGGCAUGGCGACCGUCGCGCAAAGCGUAAAUGUCAUCUCGCCCCUGAUGACUACAAAGGAAGGCCUCAUCAAGCAAACCACGUGGUGGCCCCUCCUCCUCUUUUCAAAGUACAUGCGUGGCCACACCAUUGCACUCAAUGUGCGGACACCCGAAUACACGGGUCGCACAAACCCCAGCUGGAUCCGCGGCACCAUUGAGACGCCGUACUUGGACUGCAGUGCUACGCUUAGCGACGACGGUUUCGUCAACCUUGCUGUUACAAAUGUGCACGAGACACAGGACUUUGCGGUUGACAUUUCGGGCCUCAAGGCCGACCAGGUAGAGGUGCAUACUGUCACGGGAGACGGUGUCAGCGUGGUGAAUACCGACGGGGUGCAAAAUGUUGGUAUCAAGGAGAGCAGCUGGGAUGGACAGGGCAAGUUCAAGUUUGGCAAGCAUUCGUUUACCCUGCUUAGGUGGAAGGCUUAGGCGAGUCUGCAUGGAAAUGGCCGUCUAUGACAAUCAAAAGCGUCCUCCUACCAUUGCCCGGUAUCCAUGUACUUCUUGACGCGCAUCAGCAACGCGUCCCUGAAUGCCCACAGCUCAUCUGCAUAGGUAAACAAAAAGUACGAGGCAACGACUACACUGCCCGGCAGGACUAUAAGCAGUACAAAGUAUUGCACCAUACCCC
Messenger RNA from Exserohilum turcica Et28A, 1826 nucleotides. RefSeq names its product glycoside hydrolase family 51 protein. Gene Ontology annotation, biological process: L-arabinose metabolic process; polysaccharide catabolic process. The record is from RefSeq and is a predicted model, not a curated record. The coding region runs from base 104 to 1624 and encodes 506 amino acids. Gene Ontology annotation, molecular function: alpha-L-arabinofuranosidase activity. Lineage: Eukaryota; Fungi; Ascomycota; Dothideomycetes; Pleosporales; Pleosporaceae. The transcript is spliced from 5 exons.